Cuscuta campestris is the source of this 1149-nucleotide messenger RNA. Lineage: Eukaryota; Viridiplantae; Streptophyta; Magnoliopsida; Solanales; Convolvulaceae. The record is from the annotation of a GenBank genome assembly.
GCGUAAACCUUGAAGGGCAGUAGCUAGAAACCCGUAACAGUGGGCCGCAGGGUUCCCCACAUGAAGAGGAAGUUCCCUUCCCGGCGGAGAAAGAAGGGCUCUGAGAGACGACGCAAGAAGAUGAAACGAAUCAGCCGCGUCAACGACAAUCUUUUCGGCUCUUCACCGGAACCCUGCCCAGCGACGAUUCCCGACGACGACAAUCGCGCGGAUACGAAAUCCGCCGGAUUCGGCUCCCAAUCUUUGGCUCUCAAGCGGCUUCUGAUCAGCGUGGCGGAGAGCAUAUGCGAGCGUCUCGAGGGAACGCCGUCGUCAGCAAGUCCGAUUCGCCGCCACGACGACGGGAAGAUGAAGGGAGUCGCCGUCUCCCAAUGCUCGCUGAGGGAAAUUCCCCUGUUCGCGCGGGGGAGGAGCCGCUGCGAGCCCGGCGAGCCGUCGCGCGCCUUCUGCUCGAUUUGCGAAGAUGCGAAGCCUCCUAGCGCGAUGAAGAGUGGGACGGAUUGCGGGCACCGGUACUGCGAGGAUUGCAUCAGGGAAUACGUCAGGGCGGAAAUCAAAAGCGACAUACACGGGAUCAAAUGCCCCAAUUCGGACUGCAAGAAGAAUCUGAGCACCAAUUUCUGUCUAGAUUCAUUGGAGGAUUCAAAGGAACUCCUCCAAACAUGGGUCUCCGCCCAGAAGGAGACAGAAGCCCUGGCAAAACCCACACGAAUAAGAUGCCCGUUCAAGGAUUGCUCCAGAUUGUUCUUGGAUGACAGAAAAGGUUUCUUGAUCAAAGCGUGCCCCCAGUGCUGGAGGCUUUUCUGCAGGAAGUGUGAGGUGCAAUGGCAUAUGGGAGUGGGGUGUGGCCAGUACAUGUUCUCGUUGCGAUUGGAAGCGCUAAGGCGGAGGCAGGAGGAGGAGAAGGAGAAUGGUGAGGAGGAGGAAGUGGGCAACAUAUUCAGGAUCAUCAAUAGUAAUGGAGCAGUGUUUAUUGAUCCUUAUGCAUCUCGUAGAAUAAGGAGGGUACCAAGGAACAUGAUGCCUCUGAUAUUCUGCAGAAUGCAUUCACAGAUGGAUGAAGAAGAAGGUGAUAAAGCUUAGAAUUGAUUAUCAUCGUCUCUCCAACUUUAGUUUUACCUCAAUUAGCAAGAAAGGGUAAGCUGCAUA